Molecule: messenger RNA, 657 nt
Organism: Aspergillus terreus NIH2624
Lineage: Eukaryota; Fungi; Ascomycota; Eurotiomycetes; Eurotiales; Aspergillaceae
Product: mitochondrial 54S ribosomal protein mL40
Exons: 4
Coding region: 1-657 (218 amino acids)
Biological process (GO): mitochondrial translation
Molecular function (GO): structural constituent of ribosome
Source: RefSeq, a predicted model, not a curated record
AUGCGGCCCCUUUCACCAGUGCUCGCCUCCCUGGCGAACGUCUUCCGAAUCCCCAUCUCGCAGACGCCCGCGCGCCCCAUUGUCAGCCGCCUCAGCAGCGAGACCAAAUCUCCUCGCGGGCCCGUCACCUCCGCUCUCCAGCAGCAGACCGCCAGACCCUUCUCGACAACCAAUGCCCUCCUAAAGAGAAAGGGAAACGCACCCCGGGGCGACCGGCGCGUCACGCUCAUCCGCUACUUCCUCUGGCACCCGCUCACGCCGCGCCCGCUGCGCUUCUCGCGAACCCGCUACCUCCGCCACUGGACCAUCCACCGCGCGUGGCAGCUGUACCAGGCGCAGCAGCGCCGCGCGCAGCAGCUCGAGCUGCAGCGCCAGUGGCAGUCGAUGCAGGCGGCGUGUGAGGAGCUCCGCACGGGCGCCGGCGACGGCGGCCGGCUGUUCCGCAAGUCGAUGAUCAAGACGGGCGUGUUCCGCGAUCUGUUUCCGAUCGAGUAUGGGCGCUUGCAGACGGAGAAUCCGCCCAAGGACGGGUGGAAUCAUGAGUGGAAGCGGCCGGAGAGGAAGACCGAUGGUCUUGCUUUGUGUAUUCUUGUUGGAGGGAUCAUGAAGAAGCGAGUCGCUCCAAAAUCAAAUGAGAGAAUGUCGGAGUGCGCCUGA